This is a messenger RNA of Gossypium raimondii (Peruvian cotton), 1302 nucleotides long. Its product is annotated as annexin D5. The coding region runs from base 59 to 1006 and encodes 315 amino acids. The transcript is spliced from 6 exons. Gene Ontology annotation, cellular component: cytoplasm. Gene Ontology annotation, molecular function: calcium ion binding; calcium-dependent phospholipid binding. NCBI's taxonomy places the organism in Eukaryota, Viridiplantae, Streptophyta, Magnoliopsida, Malvales, Malvaceae. The record is from RefSeq and is a predicted model, not a curated record.
UACCUAAUUUCCUCAAAACGUGAAAGAAAGAAAGAAAGAGAGAGAGGGGAAACAAGAAAUGUCGACUCUGAAAGUACCUGCGGUGGCACCUUCCCACCGUGAUGAUGCCAUGCAAAUCUACCGUGCCUUCAAAGGCAUAGGAUGUGAUGCUGCGGCAAUCAUCAAUAUUAUAGCUCACAGAGAUGCCACACAACGCUCCCUCAUCGAACAAGAAUACGAAUCCACAUAUGGUCAUGAACUUCGGAAACGUUUUUCCUCAGAGCUCACCGGUCAUCUCAAGAAAGCAGUAUUGCUAUGGAUGCACGAACCAGGAGAACGAGAUGCUUUCAUUUUGAAGAAAGCUUUGAAAGGAGCAGUUAAAGAUCAAAAAGCAGUGACAGAAAUCGUAUGUUCUCGAACUCCAUCGCAAAUUGGACAGCUUAAACGAGCUUAUUUCUCAAAUGUUGGAAGCAAUCUUGAAGACGACAUUGAAGCUGAACUAUCUGGUGAACAUAAAAAGUUACUACUUGCCUUUUUAACCACAUCCCGGUACGAAGGCCCAGAAUACGAUGAAACGUUGGUAGAGGAAGACGCUAAAGCACUGAACAAAGCGGCUAGGAAAUUUGGUCUUGCGGGAAAGCCUUUCAUACAGAUAUUCAGUGAUAGAAGUAGGGCACACCUUUGUGCUGUUAGUGACAUCUACAAAACCAUGUUCAAGAAAACAUUGGAGAAGGCAAUACGAGAUGAAACUCACAAGAACUUUGAAUAUGCCCUUAAGACAAUAUUAAGAUGUGCUGAAAGUCCUCCAAGGUUCUAUGCAAAGGCGUUGCGAAAAGCAAUGAAAGGUAUUGGAACGGCGGACACUGACCUAAUCAGGAUUGUGGUUACAAGAGCUGAGGUUGACAUGCAUUACAUAAAGGCAGAAUAUCGUAAAAAAUAUGGGAAGACUUUGAACGACGCCGUCUAUUCCGAUACCUCCGGCCAUUACAGAAUUUUUCUGCUUGCCCUUUUAGGUAACAACAAUUAGGUAUUUCGGACCCGACACAUGUCAUGAACCCGCACUAUACAAUAUUAGAAAUCUUUGCAUAACCAAUUAAGUUCAUUAUCUAUCUUUCCACUGUACAAAUUACUUGUACCUUUCCCUUUUAGUGACUUCAACUAUGUUUCUAUAUUGAGCCAUAGUUGUUAAUACACCUUAUGCUUACUAGCUAAUCAAUGCAUCAACUUUCAAUACAAAUUUUCAUUACUUAAUAGACCAAGUUCUCUAUAUUGAGCCAUAGUUGUUAAUACACCUUAUGUUUACUAGCUUAUCAAUGCAUCAAC